AACCCUUCUCUCUCUCUCUACAUUCAACUAUCCAAAUCUCAAUUUCAACCCUUCGGUCAUCUGUCUGUAAAGCCACGCCACAUGCUCCCCUCUCUGUUUCUCUGUCUGUCUCUGUCUCUCAUGGUUCCUCUUUUCGCAGGCUUCAAUGGCAGCUUUUAAUUUAAGUACGACAACGGGGGCAUAAAAACCCAUUCAAAUCCCAUCUAUUCUUCUGCUUUCUGGGUUCUCUCCAACUCACAAUGUUGGUGAAGAACUUCUUCAGAGCUUAGAGCUUCGUGACAGAGAGAGAGAGAGAGAGAGAGAGAAUGGGGAGAGGAGAUCAAUGGAUUUGGCCACCGACUGGGGCUCCACUCCACACAGGUAGAGAUGACCAAUGGAGUCACUUUGAUAGCUCUGUCAAUGCCGUUUCUUUUGGGUUUGUUGCCACCGCUGUUUUCAUCUCCAUGUUCUUCCUCAUGGCCAUUUUUGAGAGGUUUCUUAGACCCAACUCCCCUGAUUCAUCGCCGUCCAGCCGGAGGUACCGUGGAGACUUGGAUUCCCAUCUGGGUUUCAAUGGAAAGCUUCGUUUUCCAUCCCCCAAA
This is a messenger RNA of Camellia sinensis, 581 nucleotides long. Lineage: Eukaryota; Viridiplantae; Streptophyta; Magnoliopsida; Ericales; Theaceae. The record is from RefSeq and is a predicted model, not a curated record.